Molecule: messenger RNA, 683 nt
Organism: Serpula lacrymans var. lacrymans S7.9
Lineage: Eukaryota; Fungi; Basidiomycota; Agaricomycetes; Boletales; Serpulaceae
Exons: 3
Coding region: 114-602 (162 amino acids)
Molecular function (GO): protein binding
Source: RefSeq, a predicted model, not a curated record
ACCUUUCUGAUCAUCGAUGGUGCCAGUUUAGAAUAGAACGUCGCUAUCCUUUGGUUUGUUUUGUCCUCGCUAGUAACGCUACUCGUACCCAUCAACUAGAAUAGCUGAUCGAAAUGGCCACAGAAACGCAGCAGACGCCCAAAUCCGAUCUCUCAAGUCUUCCUGCCGAGACGGUUGAGUUUGCCCAUAAGAUAUUUGAUGCCGCUAGAAAUGGCAAUACAGAGCUAGUACUACAGGCCGUUGAUGCAGGCCUUCCCGCCAAUUUAACCAACGAAAAGGGGAACACUCUUCUCAUGCUUUCCGCAUAUGCGGGUCACGUUGAUCUUACAAAAGGCCUCCUUGCUCGUGGCGGAGAUCCGAACAGAUUGAAUGACCUUGGUCAAUCUAUGAUAGCGGGUGCGGUUUUUAAGACACAUAACGAGGUUGUGCAUAUCCUCGCAAACGCCGGGGCAGACCCUAGGAUUGGGACUCCAAAUGCCAUCCAAACAGCUCAUAUGUUUGGAAGAAAAGAGCUGAUGGAGGUGCUUGGUGCCAAGGAAGGCGACAUAGGUGCAGACGUACCUACACCAUUUAGUACUGCUGGGGACAAAAAAUCUGUCUGAGCAGAUUGUUCAUAAACUUAUGAGAUGAUAUGUAAGUGAUGUCAUUAGAAACUCUAUCCAAGGCUCUAUCCACCAAUUUAU